Messenger RNA from Athene cunicularia (burrowing owl), 3015 nucleotides. RefSeq names its product transmembrane protein 88B (gene TMEM278). Bases 793 to 1332 code for a protein of 179 amino acids. NCBI's taxonomy places the organism in Eukaryota, Metazoa, Chordata, Aves, Strigiformes, Strigidae. Gene Ontology annotation, cellular component: plasma membrane. The transcript is spliced from 2 exons. Gene Ontology annotation, molecular function: PDZ domain binding. The record is from RefSeq and is a predicted model, not a curated record.
AGCAGCUUCAGAAUCUACUCUGUAAACAGAGCAGUUGCACAGCUCUGAGAGCCAGCUCGGGGAGGAAGACACUGCUUGUCUUUGAGUGCCUGUGACCGCGGGCAGCUGAGAGCAGCAAAACCACACACUGCUCCAGCCUUUGCUUCCAGCUCUGCAAGGUGUGGGCAAGGACUCCAGCAAGGCAGAGAGUGGAGAAACAGCUGCUGUUCAUUAUCUUCACUGGUCACUUCAUUUGGAUGAAAGUUGAGCAGGAAUAUUUACGUGGGUACAGGGUGAAGAGCAUGGAGAGAUGAUUUGAAGUCAAGGAACUGUCUGAAAGUGCUUAAGCCUGAGACUCUUGGCAAACAGCAGUGCUCAAAGGUGGAGGAGGAUACAAAAGCUAGGCACUCUCUGGGACUGAGCAACCUAUCAAAGCUAAGACAGCAACUGGGACUUCGUGGGAUCACAGUCCUAGGGAGAACAACAACAAAUUCAGGAGUACUGUGGAUUCAAAAGCAAAAUAAUAACUAUUGCCAAACUUCCAGCAGCCACAUCUACUUUGAAACUGAGGUUGGGACACCAUUGGAAAACAUUCUGAAGGGAAACAACCUGUGCUGGCCAGGUCUUGGGAAAGCAGGUGGCCAAAAGCAGCCUUUCCUUCCUUGCUCCAUUAUGAUCUCUGGUUAAAUGUUCCUGUCCGUCCGUGGAAGAGGCAGAAAAAGCCACUGAAAAUCACUUCCUAGGUCUGUUGCAAAAAGAAAAAAAACCACCCAUUUUGGAUAGGAGUAGAUUGAUUAGCAACCUUCUUGAAGAAUGUCUGGCCAGGACACUGAGGACUUUGGAGCAGAAAACCUCUCCGAGGAGUCUCAGAUGAUUCCUAGCCUCCCACCGUAUGACAUGAAUGACCAGCUCCUUCCCAGGGAGCCACGGAGUACCUGGUGCUGCUUGGCAUGGACCCUGGUGGUAGGCACCAUGAACUCCUUGGUCUUUUUAAUGAAUUUACUCCUGAUGUUUGUUAUCUUCACCAUUGUGCUGCUUCCUACCAUUGUGGUAGUUUAUUUUGGCUUCCAAUGCCACUCCCGGGUGCUGCACUCAGCUGCCCGCUACUGCAGAAGCAUCUUGGAUGACAACAGCUCUUCUGCCCUCAUUAUCCUUGGCUUCAUCAUCAUGUCCCCUCUCAUUGUGGUGGCCAUGGCUAUCUACUGCAGCCUGGCAAGGCGUCUCCGCCUCUUCAUGUGCUUCCAGCCAUACAGCAGGGCUGUGUACAAGGGGGUGAAGUGGCGCUGGUACGAGGAGGGAGGCCUGUGCAGCUGUGCCAAGGGGUGGAACACUCAAGUCAAGGCCUGGGUGUGAGUUUGCAGCACCAGAGGAUCUGCCCUAGCCAGCACCCUCUUCUCUCUGCCCUGUCCCUCCCCACCAUCCCCUCCCAGAAUCACCAUCCUGAGGCCUCUGCAGAUGGAAGCUGUGUAGCACCUAGAUGUGAGAAGAAGGAAUAUCCGUUGAGGACCCAUCUCCUGCAGCUUUGUAAGUGGGUAGGAUUCUGCCCACUGCGAGGGAAAUACAGAAAACACAACUUCUUGAUGGUAAAGAUAGUGUUCAUCCCUGAAAAUAACAGGGACUCCUCGCAGUGCCCAUGGCAUUCAGAGCACAGCGCUGUUUCCAGUUGGGGCAGCAUGCCCUGCCUCACAGGGGACAUGGAGUACCUGUGGAUAGGGUUAAACGGUGCUGGGAGUGGCUGCUGACUUCACUACCAGGUCAGAGAGGUCUCUUUGGGAAAGGCAGCCCCUGCUGAAGCAUCCAGCCAAGACCAAGCAACUGCGGUUUCCUCAAGAGUUGGGCUGCCAAUGUUUCUAACCUCUUGCAAAGGUUUCUGCAGGUCGCUGCCUCUGUGAUGCCACCCGCUUUCCUACACAUCAGAUAUUCCUCCCCCACUUAGCAAUCCCUCUUUCCCGUAGUUUGCAGCAGUGCUUAAGCUUCUUUCAGUGUUCCUGAGUCAGGUUGCUGGGUUGGCUAUAGAAAAAAAUGCUGAUUUUUGGGUCUCUUUCCUGCCAGCUGCUGAUCUGAAAUACGUUUCUCUGGUAAUUGCUGAUGGUCAUUAACCAGCUAAUAGCUCCUUGCCCUUUAUGCUGUGGUCGGGUUGUCUUGUCUGGGGCUAAAUCUGGCUGAGGGCUCAGGUCAGGUUUAGGAUUCCUUGCAGGAAGAGCUGAAGACUCGUGGCAGCUGCUCAGCACUACAGGUUCUCCCAGAUCUGGGCUAAGAGCUUACACCUGCGAGGGACAGCAGAUAAUGUCUUGGUUUUUGAGGGUCACAGAUACCUGGAUUUAGGGAUAGUCCUGCAGUUUAAGAAUGGAGAGCUGGAAAAGGUCAAACUGACUGCUGAGUGCUCUGAAUCUUUCGGUGCCCCAGUAAGGCUGGGUAUCUGGAGGACCCAGGAACCAUUUCAGCACUGGCACUGUGUUGUGUUCUGUGUGAAACAAGGACUGAAUGGGCCACAGACUUCCUGGCCAUCACGGAAAUGCAAGUAUGGCAGCAGGAUGGUGUCUGGGGAGCCUGCUGUGCUGAAUAUGCCAUCUGCAAUACCCAGAGUGACACGUGGGACACCUGCAGCGUAUUCCCCAGAGAGGGGCUGUGUGUCCAAAACCUGCUGAGCAGGGGAACCCAGCCUGUGUUCCCCCUGGUGAUUCUGCAGAACUCCCAGCAAGGGCCUAAACUGAUGCUUAGCUAGGUCAGCUGGAUCUCCUUCUAGAUUUCAGUCAUCUCUGAAGUCAAACCACAGAUCAUCUGUCAUGACACGCCACAAAUUGCAACUGGGUGAAAAGCACAGCGUAUGUGAGGAGGUGUGGCAGGGAGGGAAUGGUAGUUUGAUGCAUGAUUCUCUCCUUUCAAAUCGCUGUGGGUCUCUGUAGCAUUCACUUAGUGGGGUCUGUGUGCUGCCGAUCACUGCAAGCUGUGCACUCCCACUGGCUGCUGUUCCCUGUCUCCCAGGUACAACCAUUUCAAGUGUUACGUAUAAAUAAAGAUCAUGCCAGAUCUCCA